This is a messenger RNA of Magnolia sinica, 2970 nucleotides long. Its product is annotated as disease resistance RPP13-like protein 4. Gene Ontology annotation, biological process: defense response to other organism. The transcript is spliced from 3 exons. The coding region runs from base 1 to 2970 and encodes 989 amino acids. The record is from RefSeq and is a predicted model, not a curated record. Gene Ontology annotation, molecular function: ATP hydrolysis activity; ADP binding. NCBI's taxonomy places the organism in Eukaryota, Viridiplantae, Streptophyta, Magnoliopsida, Magnoliales, Magnoliaceae.
AUGGCAGAUGUUGUUGUCAGUGUUGUCCUGGAUAAAUUGGUGCCUCUGCUUGUAAGCGAGGGUCAUCAACUACUUGAAUUUGAUGAGCAAUUUGAGGAAACAAAGAAGGAGCUUCAGUACAUGCAAAGCUUUCUCAAGGUAGCCAAUUCGGUGAAGAGAAAAGAUAGGAACGAGAUUCUCAAGACGGUAAUGAGUGAAUUAAGAGACUUGGCAUACGAUGUCGAGGAUGUCAUAGCAGAUUGCCAGCUUCUAUCCCAGAAAAAACCCAGAGGGUAUGCGGUCAAUUUUAUUAGUUGUUCCUCUCUUAUCCUUGCCAAAUCUCGUCAUCAGUUGGGAAGGCGGUUGAGGAAAAUAAAUCAAGAGAUAAGGAAGGUGAAUAAGAGGAUGAUGGCGUACACGGUUAGUGCUCCUCACCUUAUAGGUAAAGAAGAAGGUGGUAAUAGGCCAAUGACGUACCCAAUCCUAGUGGAUGAAGCUGAAAUGGUAGGAUUAGAAGAUGACUCGGCAAAGAUUAGAAAUUGGAUCUUAGAAGCUAAUGACCCCUUAAUAGUGAUUGGAAUAGUUGGAAUGGGGGGGAUCGGUAAAACGACCCUCGCCCAAAAGAUAUGUAACAGCCAGGCUGUUAAAAACUCUUUUAAGUACUCGUUUGUUGUUACUGUUUCUCAAAAUUUAAAAUUGGAUGAAUUGCUAAAGAAGAUGCUAAUAAAACUAAAUGUAGAAGAGAAAUCUCUGAGGGGAAGGGAUGUCAAUGAACUAUUGGAAAGUCUUAAAAUGAAAUUAGAUGGGAAAUAUUUGGUAGUUUUGGAUGACGUUUGGGAAAUGGAAGAACUGGUGUGGUGGGAUAGCCUGAAGUCUGCUUUGCCCGGAAAGACAGGUAGCUGUGUCAUUGUUACAACGAGGAAUGAGAAGGUCGCUAAAUCAAUGGGGGCUACCGACAUGUACAUACAUCAUCCACAAAUUCUUUCGGAUGAAGAUGGCUGGUCCUUAUUCAGCAAAAUAGCUUUUGCAAGAGACGGAGGUAAGUGUACAAAUACAGACUUAGAGGGCUUGGGAAAGGACAUCGUUGCAAGGUGCGAGGGCCUGCCUUUAACAAUCAAAGUUGUUGGUGGAAUGAUGUUGGGGAAGGGUGAUUCUAUCCUUGAAUGGACACGAAUAUCAGAGCACCUACAAGAAGAGUUGGCAAUCAGUAAGAAAGAUGGGCUGGUCAUUUCAAGACUAGAACUAAGCUAUGAAGAGCUCCCACCACACUUAAAACCUUGCUUCUUGCGGUUUGCCAUCUUUCCUGAAGAUCUUGAAAUACCAAUUUCACAUGUGGUUGAUUGGUGGAUUAGCGAGGGUUUUGUUUGGGAAAGAGACGGAAAAACAGCAAUUGAGAUCGCAGAAGAAUACCUCACAGAAUUAUUUAAUCGAUUUUUGAUACUUGGAGUGAAUAAAGAUAUCUUCCAAAGACGCUUUGAAUCAUUCAGAAUACAUGAUAUGGUUCGAGAGAUGGUUACAAGAAUUGCAAGAGAAGAGAGCUUGUUUUUGAGCAUGGACUAUGGAGGUAGGCACUUAUUCAGUGAGAAGUCUCGCCACUUGAGAAUUCCGAUGAACACAACAGUGGAGAGCAUUCAAAACAGUUCCACCAAGUUGCGGCUGUUGGUUGGGAAGGACAUUGAGAGUAACGAGAUCAUUGUAAGUUUAAAAGCAAAACUCUGUAAACUAAGGUGGUUGAGGGUGUUAUCUCUUUCAUUGUCAAGCACAGAAAUCGAUGAAGACGCCGUGGCCAAGGAUUGGUUGAGUGGGAUAGGGUCAUUACAGCACCUCGUCUAUGUUAACAUAGGGAAUUCUGCCUUAAAAACACUCCCCAAUUCCAUCGGAAAGCUUCAUAAUCUUCAGUUUCUGUAUUUAUUCAACUGCCCCAAUUUGGAAAGGCUUCCUGUGUCAGUCACAACAUUAGAGAAGCUAACAACGAUCCAAAUCAUUGGCUGUGAGUCUUUAAAAUGCCUGCCAAAAGGGUUUGGAAAGCUUUCAAAUCUCGAACGGUUAUGGUUUAAACCUGUGAAAAAAAAUGGAUCUGGGAUUUCGCAGUUGAAGAACUUGACAAGACUCAGAGAACUUCGCAUGAACAUAGAAUCAGAGGAACAAAUUGAAGAAGGGGAAUGGAAUGUGUUUUCAAUGCUCCAGAAUCUGCAAAAUCUAGCGGUAUGCUUUGAUGGCAGCUGCGAUGGAGUUAUAAAGAAGACAGACUGUCAACUUUCUCCUCCUCUUAAAAGCCUCAGGGAGUUGUCUCUUGAAUACUACCCAGAAAAAAGCACACCUGCAUGGCUCAGUCCUACUUCCCUUCCCAAUCUUCAGUUUCUUCUCAUUAGUGGGGGAAGGAUUAGGCAGAUGGGUCCUAGAUUUUGGGACAGCGAUAAUGGGGUAUGGAAAGUGGAGGUUUUGGUGCUGGCAUACUUACAAGAGAUGGAUGAGGAGUGGUCGAGGAUACGAAAGGCAAUGCCGUCUUUAAGACUCCUCAAGGCUUGCGAGUGUCCGAAGCUUAAGUCAUUGCCAUCCCGUGUUACAGUUGAAUAUGAUCAGAACUGGAGCGUAUGGAGGAAAGAAGAAGAAGAAGAAGAUGUCUCUGACCUCUCUUUCAUCACUUUCCAUCUACCUAUUUAUGCUUCUUUCUUCAUUGAAGGUGCGGGUGCCGCUACAGAAAAGGAAGCAGCUCCAAUUUCGAGAGGCCAACAUCACUGCGCCCUUAACGCUGCCUUCCAUAUACACCUUCCUUGCCAAAACACAGCAACACAUGAGCAGCAGCCACUAGAUGAAGCAGAGAUAUAUAGACUGAAGCAGAGGCCGAAGGGUUGCAGCAGCUCCUCAACAGCAACCUGCGACCUAGACCUUGUCUGCCCAGCCGUCCCACCCAAUUGGAGCACAAACUGCUACUGCAAAAACCCUUCAUGGGAUCUCACCCUCCAAAGACCAAAGAAGCUCUUCCGCUGA